AUGUAUAUCCCUGUGAGUUUUACAUAUAUUUCGCUCCUUUUACCAUUUCUACAGUUGAAUUUCAAUUUUUUCGAAUUCAAUGUACAUUGAUUUUUCACAGAGGGACCGCGAGGUGUCGUUACACCUUCCGACGCCAGACGAGGUCCCGACGCGAAGAAAUGUCAACGAUGUCGCGGCGAAUCGCGAAAAAUCGUUUGUCGCCGUCGCGACCGAUGAUACAAUUUAUAUUUGGCUUGCUUAUGUGGGGAAUUUUUCUAAGUUGAAGAAAAAAAAAAGAAUAUUUAGCCCCAAUUGCUUCUUUGCUCCGUCGGCCUAAGUGAAUCCGAGGUUUCCGAACGGGGAACUCUGCGCAAAAUCUAUUGGCGCUUUGAUUCCGGCGCCAUCGCUGUUUCUGUGAGUUUAGUUUUUCGAAAUUCAUUCAUUUCAUUAUUUUCAGACGACUCGAAACCAAAUUCUGGUUUAUUCAGUACUCGUUUCCGAGGAGAAUUGCUACAAUUUGCACGAUUCGAGCGAUGUCAAUUUUCAGAGGACUUCUCAGGUUUUCAUUGAAAAGUUUUUGAGGCUAAGAAUUUGUCUUGUUUCAUCGCUAUGAAUUAUAUAUAUAUUCAUACUCUUGAGGUUAAAAUUUGGAAAAAGUUCGAUUUUUGUUAUAAUUUCUGAAACAUUUACAAGGUUUUGGAUAGUUUUCAUUAAAUUAAAUGCAAAAAGAGAUACUUUUCCCGAAAGUCUCUUGACUUUCAUUGGAAAUUAAUAUUCGUCUUUUAUCUUUCGAAAAAAAAAAGAAAAAAAAUUUAUUCAAUUUUAUGAAAAUCUUUUCAGAAGCUUCAACUAGUGUAACAAUUUCAAGGGAUCGAGUUUCAAUGAAAAACAUUGUUUUUUAGGAACUAUUUUUGCGCGGCUCCCGACCAAUUGUUAACCUUCUACCGUCUGUUGUCAUCAACCUAGCCGCUCCGGCCACUUGGUUUUUCGUUUUCUUUCUCGAUUUCUGAAGAAAAAGUUAUUUUCCAGCUGUGUCUCCUCGAAAGACGAGAUCCUGGUGUGCGUCCGGAACGGCUUCGCCCACCACGUCACCUGGAACGGCGUCAUCGACCCCGAAAUGUCGUUCCGGCUCUCGAGUGUCCCCUUUGCACAUGAUCAACUACAGUCAAAACGUUAGUUUUGUUAUUAUUUCUUUUUUUUUUGAGAAAGAUCAUUUUCAAACAGCUCAGUGUUCCUAAGAUUGUACCAGGAAGAAGGGAGAAAUUAUUUUGAAUUUUUACGAGAAAAAAGCCCUUGGAAUUUCUUCAUUUUAAUUUAUUUACUCGGAUUGUGGACCGUAACCCGCGCCGACGACUAACUCUUCGAUCAUACCAUGAUUCAGCAGAGAUUUUCUUCAUCUUACUGAAUAAAUUGAAAUUGAAUUAUUUACUCGAAAGUCUCACUGUUAGAGGAAAAUUCGACAAAUAUAUUUUGGUUUUUGCGAGAAAACCGUGGAUAAUUUGGCCUUGAAAAAGGGGAUAGCUCGCGAAAUAUUUUUUUUUUCGUUUUAGACCAAUUAUCUCCUGAUAAAGUUGUUGGUAAUCGAUAAUUUAGAAGACUUCACAAAAUUUUUUUGCGAAAUUUGUUUUUUAGCUCUUUUUGUGGCUUCUUGAUUAUAUUUUGAUCAUGAAAGAGUGCUAGAAUUUUCAAAAUUCUUGAAAAAGGGACAUUAGGACCUCUUUUUGGGCUUAAUUUUCAUUAGGCUUUUUUAAAGCCGUGUUAACGUAUAAUUGGAAACGAAAGCUCUUGGUUAUGCCUUUUCAAUUAGAGUGAGAAAAAGGGAACUUAAUUUUGGAGAUUUAGACGUUAUUUUGAAUUGCACGGCAUUAACCUCCCUGAAAAAUUCCUGUAAAACUCUUCGAACUUUCAGCUGAUUACGUCACCUCGAAAACAGCCUUCAUCGCCGACGCCGUCUAUGCUCCAUUGAUAGGUGGUUACUGUAUCAUUCUGUCGGAUGGCCGGGCCGCCCUUCUCACUUCGGCUGACGCUUUAUUCCGACCAAAUGUUAUCAUUUCCAUCACUUUCCAAGAAAUUUGAAAAGUUUCAGAGUUUACUAGGCGUUUGGGCGUUGAACCUGCGCGACGCGGUCUGCUGCGACGUCAACCACAAGUUCAGAUUGCUCGUUUUUGGAUGCAAAAAGCGAGUUUUUGCUCCAUUUUCCAUGUAUAACGGCAAAGUUUCCAGUGGAGACGUUUGCGCCUACAAUUUGGACGAUGCGAAUGGCUCGCUGGUUCAAACUUUCCGAGUUUCUUUGAGAGUCACUAAUGGCCCCGGUUGGUUUUUAAGGUUCUUCUAAAAUUUCUGAAAGAAACGUUUUGAGAAUUUUUAAAAAGCUGGUUAGUUUGCAGUGUGUUAUUUUAGGAAUUUUCAGAGCUCUUCAUUGAAUUUUCAGGCCUUUUUUUUUUUAUUUUUUUCUAAAAUUUGUUAAUUUUUCAAUUUUUUUUUUUUGAAAUGAUGACACUCUGAUUAUAUUCAUUUCUUUCUAGAUAAUUUUAUGUUGAUAUUAUACUGAAAACUUCUCAUCAAUUACGCUAAAGGUUCAGUUGGAAAUCAAGUUUCUAGCAAUCCAGAUUUGAAAAAAAUAGAUAUUUUUCGAGCAUAUCUAGCGAUUUCUAAAAAGUCUUUGCUGUUCAAAAAUCUGUUUUUUUUUUCGAAAUUAUAAACAAAUUUGCGGAUAUGUGCUCUGAAAUAACCAAUUUUGUAGAGUGAAAUCUCUGUUUUUAGUUUCGUUAGAAAAGAUACGAUAAAUCGCCUUUUCGAGCACAAUCUUUUUGUCUGGAGUCUAAUCUUUCGGAAUCCUGCUGGAGUUCAUAUGAAUGCUAUUUUCAACACUCUGGUGGAAUUUCAGUUUGCGAAAAAAAAAAACGCAGCUUUAUAGGGUUUCAGAAAAAUUGAACAAGGAAGUUGUGAGUAAAAAAUGUUUUUGUACCUUUUCUGACGGUACUUUUUUUUUGAGUUUUAGGUGGUGUGUGUCUUUUCUAAAGUCCAACCUCUGUGUCAGUAUCCUAAAUUCGGGUUUAUCGGCUUUUUCAACCAAAUAAUCUUUCAGAACUGAGCAAUAGACUGGGUCCCGUUUCGGCAGUCCGGAUGCUUCCCAACGGCUCGGCUUUUUCCGCGGUCUGGGAACCGAGAAACGCCGAGGAACCCGGAGCCAGCGGAUCGGAGAGCGGCAACGUCCUCGCUUCUCCAACCGCGUCGACCACUUCCCGACUUCCGCCGACCCUCGCCAUCUUCACGCCCUUCGGAGCGCAGUCGUUCUGCAGCCUGGAAAGCCUCAUGGACAGGUUUCAGAGACAAAAUAAAGGCGGGGACUAGGAGAACUGUACUAAUUUUAGAGAUUCUCGAAUAAGCACUAUUUUUUUGCGGCUUCAUACAGACUAUGAACUUUUUAUUCCUUUUAUAAAAACCCCUUGGAUUUCAAGAAUGUUGCUUUGAUUCUUCAGCCACGGCGUCCUUCCCUCGGAGUACUACACUUCGAUGGAAUGGGGUCCCGAAGGACUUCAGCUCUGGCUGGGCCGAGGCGACGGUUUGGCAGUCCUUCCCAUUGUUCAUAGCGCCGCCUGUGGGAAUCCGGUUAUGGUAUGACUUUUAUACUUUUUCAUCGGUAUAGCUGAUUCUCGGGGAGCGUGGCCUGUCUGCGCUCUCCAACAACCAAACAAUAUCUCCUUUUAUCGUGUUAGGACCCUUUUUAGAUGGCUCAAGGCAGCCGUGAAUCGGCUGUACUUAAAUAAGUUAUCUUUGAAAACAAAAAAUAUAGUUGAAAAAAUAACAAGGCGAGAUAACAUUGGACAGCGAUUUCUUUGUAGGAACACACCAACCGAGCCGUUUUCCUCAGCGAAUCGCAGGUUCUGAUCAGUCCGGCCAGGGAACGCGAGACGGACGCCUGUGCUCCCCACGCCGUUUGGUCCCAUAUCAAUGUCCCUCAUGAGUAUCUGGCGGCCAAUUGGCCUCUCCGAGUGAGUUUCCAUGGAAAAUGGGUCCGCACGGGGAAUGGCUCAACGCGUUGCGGCUGCUUCGUAUGCGUUUUCGAGCACAAAAUCCGAGGAACAGCAACAAUUCUGUCAAAAAAUUUAGAGAGAAAUAGGCAAAAUACGAGAAAAUUAAGUAUAAAAAAAAAGAUGUUUUGGACAGUUCUCAUCGAUAUUUCAGAGAAGAGGAAAAAGUCGGAAAAAGAUUUUUUAGAAAGUUCUUAUCAGAAAAUCGAAUUAGCUGAGUUCAUUAAACCUAAAAUGCGUAAAAUCUAUCUUAAGUCUGAAAACUUUAAGCCACUCCGCGUGCGGCUAAAUGAUUUUUUUCAAAAAGUUAAAAAAACUAUUUUUCUCAUUAUUCGAGUUUCCACGUUUCGUUUUUCACAACCGUCAAGUCAAAAAAACUGAUGAAAGUAUAAAAAAAUUAAUUUUUUUGAGCCGCAACGCUUGGAGCCAUCCCGCGUGCAGCAAAAUGAUUGAAAAAAAGAAAAGAAAGAAUCUGCUGAAUUGUAACGCUUUAUUUUUUUACAAUUAUCGAAUCAGAAAAUGACGAGCCGCAACACGGAGCAUUCCCCAUGUGGUCAAUAGAGUUUGAAAUAUUUUUACUUGUGUUUUUUUCCUAUAUAUAUUUCGACCUCUUAGCGCGUCACUUUUUACUGGUGAUCCUGCCAUAGGGAGGAUUUUUUUCAAAAUCUUCGUUUGAUCGGUUUUUUUGGGAGACUUUGUUUAGCAGAAUCUCACGGUCCAUUCAUUCGCUUCAUAACCGGUCUUUUUAAUGAAAAAUGAAAAAGGAAUUAAAAUCACGUUAAGAGUUAUCUUUAUAAUCAUUUCUCGGUGCGUAUUUUUGUCUGUUUUUUUCUUUUUCUUUCCGUAUAGCUCGGUAAAAACUUGUUGAUGCCUGUUUUUGUCCAAAUUUUCUUUUUGAAUUUUUUUUUGUUUUGCCUUGAAACAAUUGUGGAAAUUGAAAAUUUUACAGUUUGUGUCGACGGAUCGAGAAUUCCGGCAUUUGGUCGUGGCUGGACAGUACGGAAUCGCCCACUGCUCACUCUCCAACAAUCGUUGGAAAAUUUUCGGAAAUGAGAGCCAGGUUCCCUUUUUUUUACGAUUCGAAUAGAUUUUGGACAGAAUAGAUGACGUUCUAUGCAUUUUCAUGUUUUAAAAAAAUUCUAUAGACUCCGAAAAGGUGAAGUUCCAAAGAAAAUUUGCUACUUUCAUUCAUUGUCGCCUUCUAUUUAUCAAGAAGCUGAACCAAAAAUUUGUAUUUCCCCAAAAUUAGGCGGAAAAAGAGAGAUUUUCCAUCUUCAUACACAUUUUGUAAUAAAUUCUGUUCAAAGUUCAACAUUUUAUUGACUUUAUUCGAAUAUUCUCGUUGGAGUCUCUGAUUUAUUAUUUGCAGAAUUAGGGGCGGGGCUUGAACGAUGACAUGGCUUUCGGAGCCUGAAAAGACUAAUAAUUUUUCAUCUCUCGUAAACGCGUUUUUAAAAUAGAUAGGCUUUUUUCUACACAAAAGUCAGAUUUGAAAAAAUUUCGAGGAGUAUUUGCUGCAUGAUGUUGAUGAGAAUGUUUGAAGGAACGCGACUUGUUGGUGACCGGAGGCGUGUUCAUCUACGGCGACACGGCGGGCGUCGCCUGCUGCAGCGCCUCGGAGGAGAAGCCUCAGAUUCGGUUCUAUCCGUUGGCGACGAAACUCGACAACCGACAUGCCUCCCGUUGGGAUCUCGAAGCCAGGGCCAUUCUCCUCGCUCAUAGGUCCGGUCAAAGUGUAUUUUCUGUAGAAGCCUUUUGAAGACAAAGCCUUCAAAAAUCUAUCUUGAGAUAGCCCGUCCCGCGCUAUACGUCACGAUUUUCCCCUUCGAGCUUUAUGUGUGCAUGCGCAUUUAUUCAGGAUUAAAGGCGCAUGCCUAGAGAUAGGCCACGCGUAUGGACAAAAGGGUUCUGUAGCUGAAUAGCGUGCGAAGAAUGGGGUAUAAAAAAUCAUCAAGGAAAUUAAACCUUUCUCUAAUAUUGAGAGAGAAAAGAGAAUAUCUUGUAUUUCCAACUAACUUCAGCAAGAUUCUAGGGGCGACGUCCUGGCGGUCUUCGACACGGCGGCCCGCGUUCUGAUCUACAAGCUGAGUUCGCAGAACGACGGCGGAAGAGAUAGUUACGUGAAGGUUUCGAUGGAACUGCUGGCCGAAAUCCGCAUGAGAGACCUCAUAGCCCAUCCCGCCUGUGUGGUCUCCCUACAGCUCACACAGCUCAACUUGGACGCCAGACAAGGUUUUUCUUUCGAAUCUUCGUGGCACGAAUCAAAAAAAAAAGUAGAGAGUGUUCGAAAAUGAGAGGAGAAGUUUUUUCUUUCUCUGAACGCCUUCUUGUUUACCAGUGCUUUCUAACUUUUCAAGAUUCCAUCUUUGACCAAUCUGCUAGAAAUCAAGAUAAUCUUCUAGCGAAAGCGACCUUCGCUCCUUCUGUGGACACGGUUCUCGUCAAUGUUUCUGGCAGAUUGAUCACUUUGAACGCGAAUCCGGACGAUGAGAAUGGAAAUUUUAUGGUAAGAGUUGGGGAAGGCUGAAUUUUCAGUUAUUUUGUGCUAUCCGUAAGAAUAGCACAAAAAUCGGAGUAGAAUGGUGAAGUAUCGGAAUUAAUUUUGAGGUUGUGAAAUGAAAAUGAGUUUGGUUAGUUUUGUAAUUAUUUUUUUAUGUUUCUCUUUGCCUGUAGGUAGCGGAAAAGUUUCGAGAAACAAGGAGUUCCGGUGGUUUUAAAGAGAAAAGUACAUUUUCCAUUUUAUUUGAAAUAUUUUUCUCCUUUUGGCAAGAAGUUUAAGGUCGAAAGAAAUCGUGAAAAAUACAUACGAAGUUAGAAGUUUUUAUCCGUCCCUUGGUAUUUCAGUUGAACCAGCCGAUGGUGGUGGCCUCGUUCGUCGAGCAGAUGUGGCACGACCGCGCGGUUUCUUCAACGCCUUCGUUUUCGGCAUCUCCAUCGCCGGCGAAGACGUCGAACGGCGCGACGCCUUCUGCCUCCAAUGAAGCGACCGUGUCGCCGCACCUGAGCAACGCCUUGUGGAUCGCUUGCGGCGCCAAGGGCAUCAAGGUCAGACCCAGAAUUUUCCUACUGGAAGCAUGAAAAAAAUGAUCCGUUUAAAGGUGUGGCUACCACUGUUACCCGGCCGAAGAAGUGCGGGACCUCAGGAGAUGACCUUCAUUGCGAAGCGGAUCAUGCUCCCGUUCGAGCUCGAUAUCUAUCCAAUCGGUUUCCAAUGAAAAUGUACCAUUUAACGAGAUUUUUUCAGUCAUCUGUGCAAGUGACUGCUUGGCGGUCGGCGUUGAAAGCUCCCCUCAGCAAUUUCUGAGAUCGAACAUUUCCAUGUACGUCCUCAACAGAAACAGCGAGGUCUUCAGUCCUGACUCCUGACAGUUUUUCAUUUUUCAUCUCAAGGUCUUUGUUCAUCACUUGCUCCGACAGCUUUUGAAGCGGAAUCUCGGGGUUUUUGCUCUGGAAGUCGCUGCCUCUUGUCGAACUUUGCCCCACUUCUCACAUGCCCUGGAACUUUUGCUUCAUGGCGUUUUGGAGGAGGAAGCGACGAGUAGCGAACCAAUUCCAGGUAAUUUAUUAGGCUUCUAUGAUUUCAAGUAAUGAUAAAGUUUUAUGGAAGCUUAGAUUAAAAGUUCUGUUGUGGUUUUUCAAAGUAUUUUUUUGGGAUAUUUUAUUGAGUUUUGAAAGUUUAAGCUCCCCAGUGAACCUUUCCUUCCCCCUCGGCGCACUUUUUUUGAACUUUUUAGUUUAAGGAGAGUUUUUUUAGGUUGAAGGAGAAAAAACGAAACUUCACUGCCUUCUAAUCGACGUAUUUUUUUAUUCAAGAAUAAGGUCCUAAGAAACUCUUUUCAGGGCUUCUGGAAUUUUUUCGGAUUAAAAAGUCAGAAAAAUUAAUGUAUGUAGAUUCUAUGAAUUAAGAGAGAAAUUCUUAGACUCUAAAAAAAAUGAAAUCAACAAAAUUCUUAUAGACCCUUUACUACCGCGAUGCGUAGCGUUCAUCCAAGAAUUCCCGGAAUUCCUUCGAACCGUCGCCCAUUGUGCCAGGAAAACGGAACUCGCUCUUUGGUCGGCUCUUUUUGCCGUCACCGGCUCCCCGAACGACCUUUUUGAGGUUUCAUUUCAAAGGAACUAGCCUUAAAAGCAUGUGUGUAGGUUUGUCUCCGUGAUGGCCAACUUGACACGGCGGCCAGCUACCUCAUCGUCUUGCAGAACAUUGAGAACAGCCAAACUAGCAUGGAGGUAUUUGGAGGGUGAUUGGAAAACGCUGAAAAUAUUGAUUAUUGCUGUUUUUCCGUCAUUUGAACAAAAUUUCGGUUUGUAAAUAUUUUUCUCAUUGUUUAUCUCCAUUGAAAAACCAAAUAUGAAGUUCAGAAAUUGCUUGAUUUUUCGUUGAAUUUUCAAAAAUUUUUUUCUGAACAGAGAAUCCCUUUCAAAAAUUGGUAGAAUUUUUUUAUUUUUCAAAGAAUUUCUGGGGAGGCAAUUUUCGAGUGAUUUUUUUAAAAUUUUUCCUAUGAAAUCGCUGAUGAAACCAAACCUUUUUCAAUUUUUUUAAAAUUUCCUAAAGAUUUCCUUAUCAAGACUUUCAGUGAUUUUUUUAAAGAAGAAAUAAAUAUUUUUUUGAGUUAUAAAUUGACUUCUUCAUGAAAAAAGAAAAAAAUAAUGUUUCCAAUUUUGAAGCAAGCGGCCCGGUUACUACGAGAAGCUCUGACGGCUGGCGAAUGGUCCAUAGCUCGCGACAUGAUGCGAUUCACAAGAGCCAUCGAUUCUGGAGAUAUCGACAGUCCCUCUAGGUAUCACUUCAUUUUCGUUUGUCGGAAAGUCGUGAAAGUCGUGAAAAAUCUAUUUUUUCUAAUGAGUUUUGAACCUUUCUAGUGUUAAUUUUUGAGCUGAUUUUGGCCUUUUUUCAUAGUAUUUGAGGGAAAUAGAAUCUUCUACAGUUAUAAUUCAUUAAACUAUCGAUCGAAGUUUUUUUAAAUUUCAAUAUUGAAAAUUUUGGAAUUUUCUUGGAUGGAAAAAAUCGAAAGCAAUUUUUUUUAGUAGCACGGAGAAAGUAUGAAGUCCCGAGUGAAAUAUCAUCUUAUUCAUGAAUGUUCUAAUGUUGACCUUGAUCUCCAGAACCCCGCCUCCAAACGCAAAAACCACCUUGUCCCGCCGUCCAACCGUUUCCUCACCCACUCCGAUCAACGAAGGAGCGAAUGAUUACGUUUUCAACAGAUUUCAAGCUGGUUUCAUUUCAUUCUCAAAAAUUCCAAUUUUUGACUUUCUAAAGGCGCGAUGAAGCUAAAUAAAGUGAGACAUUCGCACUCGAUCAGCGAGAAAGAGACGCAGGUUCGCAAGGAUUCCGCCGGAUCGGCCAAUGUUUCCUCGAAAACCAGAGUCUCCAGGGUUUUUCAGAUCUGAAGACUUUCUUAUUGAGAAAGAUUUUAGGGUCAGUCCUCGGAAAUGCCAUCCCCGGUGGCACCGGCGAAUCCGAUGGCCAAACGAAUGGAGGAAAUCCUUGAGGAACACGCCUGGCACCUACUCAACGAGUAUUGCAUACGGGAUCUAGGUGAAAAUUUAUCUUUACAGAUUUAUCGUAAAAAAAGAAGAUUCAAAGGCCUAAAUUAAUCUUCCUUAAGACUUAUAGCAAGUAAAGUUUGAGUUUUGAGAUUUUAAGAUCAUUUUGUAGUUUUUUUUUUUUUACUUCGUGUUUUUCGAGAAAAACUCGAUUCAAAAAUCUACAAGUUCGUUUACCGGAAAGCAAAAAUCAGGAAAGUAAAAUCAACAAAAUGAACGAGAUAUCAUUUAAAUUGACGAGACCCCACGUUGAAGCUGAGAAAUUUCCAAAAUUUUGCCAAAAGUUUUGGAUUAUCACAUCAAACUUGAAGAAUUGAGCUAAAUUUUAAAACAAUCGCUUCGUCGUGAAAUUCUGAGACGGAUGGUAGGGUUUAGAGCUCCGUAGGAGCAUUUUGAACUGAUUUGGAAGUAUUAUUUUUGAGAAGACAAAGACCUUUAAAAAUUGAAAUUUUUACGAGUAAAAUAUUCUAGGAUUCAUUCAUUCAGUCAUCAGAAAAAAAUCAAUAGAAAUUUUUCCUAAAAAAAUUUUUGAGAAAAAAAUUUACAUUCGAUACUUUUAAAAUGCCACUUUCAAAGAACCAUUUUCAAAAUGACAAUGUUGAAUUUGAGGUUACUUCUGGGCGGAACUCGGCGUCGACCUGACGCGACUUCUCGGCAAACGACGACAGGCGCUCUCCGGCAACACGACCACCCUCACGGAGAACGACAAGAACUGCUGUUUCGUCGAGGACUUCUCUCUGGCUCUCACUCGCCUCCACUCCCAGUUCGCUUGGCCCUACCCCGUGGCCGGCAGUCGCUUCGUUCAUCAGCUCGAGAAGAAGCUCGGCUCUCUGAAGAUCAGCCACAGCACCGCCAGUCUUAAUGGUCAGUGUCUGGGAGUAUUGUGAUUAGAAACUUUGGACAAAGCGGCCUUGGAGCUUAAAAGAAGAAGAAACUCUUAUGCUUAUGAGGGUAGAUGAGGGUCUUCUUUUCGCCCCUUUAGCGUCUCCGUUUCAGCACAACUGACUCGAAAAGCCUCAAAAACAUGGGUUUUUAUAUACGGGUACACCCGUUGAGAGCCCUGGCAAGCCUGAGAGGAACCCUCUGUUUAAGUCCUUAAAAAGGUGCAAAAUGGUUCCUUCAAGCAUUUUUUUUUUUCACUUUAUUGAAAAAAGGACUUUUUAUCGGCUUUUAUACCUCCUUCCCUGGAACUUAUUAUGAAAAACAUUAUAUAUUUUUUUUAAAAAGAACCCGGCUAAUAAAAAAUCUCGAAAAGAAGCUAGGAAGGUCUUUCAAAGGCAUUUUUAAGCUUCUUUUCAGAUAUUUUCGGCUUGAACCUUAAAAAUAAAUUCAAAGAAAACUCAGCCUCAACAUGCUAAACCAGAUAAUUUUACCAAACGUUUGAAUGCUCGCUAAAAAUCUGAGCCGUGUUUUAUUUUGGGCAAAACAAUCAAAACCGGUCACUUGCCUCAAAUCUCCAUUUUUUAAGGUCUGGCGGCUAGCGAGCUAACAAAAGUCGCUCCUCCAACCGAAGCAACGGAACAUGUUCCUUCAGUUGAAGCCAAAUCGAUCAAGCCCACCCCAUCGAGUGAUGAUGCCGAGAGCAGCAGCGGCACAGAGGUUCUUCUUCAUUUAUAUAUGGAAAUGGGUGUAUUGGUGAAAAUCUCAACCAGUUCCAAGAGAAUUCGGAAAAUUUGACUUUUUAAAGCUUGAGGAAAGGAUGAAAGCAGAGAUGUUUGAACACAAAACUUGUACAUGAGAACAAUUUUCCACAAAAAGUCGUGUUCAGAUACAAGAAGUGAAGUUGGAAAGAGUGGUCAAUGGUCCGAGCACCUCGCAACGGCAAAGUUCGGAUUUGCCGACCAUUUCCUCGAGGCCAACAACUCCGGGAGCCAGCACUGGCCAGCAGAGUUUGACCAAUACGCCGUCUGAUUCGAGGAGUCUGGCUGGGGAUUGGCAAGGUGAUUUUGAAAACUGGAAAAAAAAGAUUGAGAAAAUGAAGCUGAAAGGCUACAAAAGUUACGAAGUAAAAUAAGGUUUUUUUAGUAUUUUUUUUUUUCACUAAUCCAAGUCUUAAAUCUGAAUUUUCAGCAUUUCAAGAGUUAUUGAUUAUGAUGGUUGAGUUACGGGAUCUUUCCAGACCUCAAAAAGAAUAAGCCUGUCUUGUUAGAUUUUUCACAACUUUUUCAAGAAGCAACACUCAUAAUAAGGGGGAAAAAGGAAGUCUAGAAUCGAUUUUAGACAAAAUUGAACGAAUAAUUAAGUUUGCAAUUUAAAAAAAUUCAGCGACCGAAGUUUUGGUUGGUGAAUCGUCGAGAAGAGGAGACGCCGCCAGUCAGGCACAGCUCGACUACAUGCUUGAUCUUUUCGCUGAAAGCUCAACUGUCGAUUGGAUGUUCUUGGUUUGUUAGUUAUAGGAAAAAGAAUGCGGAAAUUCUCGUGGAAAUCAUAGAAAUCCAGGACCUUUUUACUAGAAAGUUAAUGAAGGUAAAUGAUUCCCUCAUUUUUGAAGUGAAAUAUGGCAAUUUUUCAACAUAGGAACAUCUGUGAGAAGUCUUUGAGAUAUCAAUUUUCAAUUAUGCCAUUGUUAACAAAGAAAAGGUUUUAUCACCCUCAGAAUGAAAAUUUGUCCAGGUUUUCUAAGCUUGAAAUAAUGAUGAGUUUUAUGGAACUAUUGGCAAUGAAGAAUAGAAAAAAAGUAAUUUUUUUUUGAUGGCCAGAGGAAAGACAUUAAAUUAAUAUAUAAAAUGAUUUAUGAACGUUUAAAAACAACAAGAUGGAAAAUGAGCAAGCAAAAUUCAAGAUAUAAAAGAAGCUUUUCCUGAUUAUUUUCUUGGAUCUGUGGCCCUGUCUUUCCAGCUAUGUGUCCUACGUCGCGAUGAUUCUCGGCUCCGGAAAGAGAUCAACGCGUCGACAAUCGAAGCUUGCGGCCGGAUCCCAUUCACCCGCGUCCGGAAUGGCUGUCACGAACUGAUGCGAUGGGCUUUAGUCAACUGGUGAUAAAGAAUUUGAAAGCCAGUUCAAAAUCGUUUUGCAUUUCUCAGCAUUGGCUACGUCUCUUUAUUGCAAACUUUUGGCGCUCAUUUGGACGUCGUCGCUGAACAAUCUGGAAUCGCCAACCUGCGACUUCCGCCCAAGAAGAAGAUCGCGACAGAUGGUUUGUUUUGAAUUUCGAAAAAUGACUUUCUUGUUUGAUUUUUGUUGAAGCUUCCUCAAUAAUUCUGCGCUUUUAUCUCUCUUAGGAACGCCAUAGUAGUCUCUAUAGCGGUUAGGGGAAAAGACAGCCCCUAUAGGGCUCUUAUAACUUUUUGUUCAAAUUUGAAAAUUAAAAGAGAAACUUGGAAAAUUCCAUAUUUUGUUGAUGUUUUUUUGAUUUCAAAAUAGCUAAUUUAUUUGGUUUUUCUGCAUGGAAUAUAGUUCAUAUCAAUAAUCGACUAGCAUUUCCCCUAUAGGGACCUCUUGCAAGCUUUAGUGACCUCUAUAGAGGGAGGUGAACGGAUCCCUAGAAGAGAAUUUUCGAGCAACCAUCAAUUGUACAGGCAAUAAAGCUACAAAAGAUCAUAUGAUACCCUUUUUUCAACAAAGUUUUAUUUUUGGAAUCCAAAGAAAAUCAUAAAAACUGUCUUUUUUCAUAUAAUCCAAGUUGAAUCGAAGUUUCAGCCAACGCGACUCAGUCAACGACGCCACGGACUUCGCGAGCCGACGUCAGCCAUGCCAAGUCGAACCUGCAGCUGGGAGCCGCUUUCGCCGACAAAGCCAACGGCAACGCGGCCAAAUCGCGACAUCGCAGUCGCAGCGUCGACCGUAUUUCUGCCGGCGGCGGACGACGCUACGAUCAUGUCGUCUCCUCGGUGGAGCCCAACGAGGAAGGCUGCCUUCUGAUGUGA
This is a messenger RNA of Caenorhabditis auriculariae, 13423 nucleotides long. Lineage: Eukaryota; Metazoa; Nematoda; Chromadorea; Rhabditida; Rhabditidae. The record is from the annotation of a GenBank genome assembly.